AUCAAGCAAAACCCUACAAUCCCCUGCCAAAAGCCCUCAGACCGCUCCCCGGACGAACCAAGCAAAAACCUAACAAUCCCCUACCAAAUCCCUCAUUCCUCUUUCCGGACGAACGAACAAAAUAUGGUGAAGAAGAGCAAAAAGAGCAAGAGCAAGAGGGUUUCACUGAAGAAAAAAUACAAGAUAAUCAGGAAAGUGAAGGAGCACCACAAGAAGAAGGCCAAGGAAGCCAAGAAAUUGGGCCUCAACAAGAAGCAGAAGGUCGAGAAGGAUCCAGGCAUACCCAAUGACUGGCCCUUCAAGGAGCAAGAGCUCAAAGCCCUCGAGGCCCGAAGGCAGCGCGCUAUCCAGGAGCUCGAUGAGAAGAAAGCAGCCCGUAAAGAGAGGGCUAAAAAGAGAAAAUUGGGGUUGUUGGAGGAUGAAGAUAUGAGAGAAGAAAGCUCUGCUGGGGAUGAUAAGGUCACUGAUGGUUCUGCCAGAAUUAUUAAAAAUCGAGACAACUCGGAUAGAACUUUCUACAAGGAGUUAGUCAAGGUGAUUGAAAAUUCUGAUGUAAUUUUAGAAGUUCUUGAUGCUCGAGAUCCCUUGGGCACUCGUUGUGUUGACAUGGAAAAGAUGGUGAUGAGGUCAGGGGCACAGAAGCGUCUCGUUUUGCUCCUCAAUAAAAUUGAUCUCGUCCCUCGUGAAGCUGCUGAGAAGUGGCUCAAGUACCUCAGAGAGGAGUUACCAGCAGUUGCAUUUAAGUGCAGUACCCAAGAACAGAAAUCGAACUUAGGAUGGAAAUCUGGUCCAAAGGGUGGGAAAACUGGCAAGGCAAACAAUCAUAUGCAAACGAGCGACUGUCUAGGUGCUGAGAAUUUGAUAAAGCUGUUGAAAAACUAUUCAAGAAGCCAUGAGAUAAAAACAUCUAUCACUGUGGGUGUUAUUGUCCUGCCAAAUGUCGGUAAAAGUAGUCUAAUUAAUAGCUUGAAAAGAUCACACGUUGUCAAUGUUGGCGCCACUCCUGGACUCACGAGAUCCAUGCAAGAAGUCCAGCUGGACAAAAAUGUUAAAUUACUAGACUGCCCUGGGGUCGUGAUGCUUAAAUCUUCCGAGAAUGAUUCUUCCAUUGCACUUCGUAAUUGCAAGAGAAUUGAAAAAUUAGAUGACCCGGUUAGUCCCGUUAAAGAAAUUCUGAAGCUUUGUCCGGAGAAAGUAUUGGUGACGUUAUACAAAAUCCCUGGUUUUGAUUCUGUUGAUGAAUUCCUUCAGAAUGUUGCCACAGUCAGGGGCAAACUCAAAAAAGGUGGCAUUGUGGAUGUUGAUGCUGCUGCAAGGAUUGUUUUGCACGACUGGAAUGAGGGUAAAAUUCCAUAUUAUACAAUGCCGCCAACUAGAAAUGCGGAGGAGCCUUCUGAGGCAAGGAUUGUCUCUGAGCUCGGGAAGGAAUUCAACGUGGAUGAAGUUUACGGUGGCGAAUCGUCAUUUAUCGGCAGUUUAAAAUCUGCCAACGAAUUCAAUCCUGUUGAAGUGCCUCCGAAUAAUCCGUUUCAUUUCGACCUGACGGUUGAGAGUGAUGGAGAAAUGGGUGGUGAUGGUGAUCAGAGUAUGGAAAGUAAUGAAGAGAUUGCCCAACCAGAUAAUGUGAAAUCUAGCAAUAGCACCAAGAAGCAAAACGAGAAGUUGUAUGCCGAGGAAGGCAUGCUCAACACUAAGCUGAGAAAAGCGGACAAGAAGAGGCUUAAAAAGGAAAGUCAGCCGGCUGCAAUGGAACAUGAUGGCAACAAUGAUGAUUACGAUUUUAAGGUUGAUUAUGCCAGGAAGGAUUCUGAUAUGGAUGUUGGCGAUGGUGAUGAUGAUGAUGAUGAUGUGGCGGGUGAAAGGCACAAGAAUAGAUUUGAGCUGCCGCCUGGAAUUGAGGUGGACAACGACUCAGCCGACUCGCCAAUUGAGCUCCCUUCGAAGUUCUCGCAGGCGGUCCCAAAAAUCGACCUUCGAUUUCCGACCGACGGCGACCCUCGACCACCGACGGGGCUUCAACCUUCGCGAGCCUCCACCUCCGACGACGAGCACGCCUUGCUGCAACUCAACAGAUUUCCGGCGAGCCAGUCUUUCACGGCUGUUAACGAGCAGCGCCGGAGAGCUGCAGUUGCCGGCGACUGCAACAACGGACCUAAUGGCGAUCCUAAAGCUCCGACACCGAUCUCCAGUCGGGACGAUGAACCCGACCGAGGCCAGACGAGCGGACGAGUACCAAGAACACCCGAUUUCCGGCGAAUUUCAGUCAGCGGCGACCGGAGCUCUGACCGACGAGUUGUUCUCGGAGCAGGUUCGUCUUCUUUUCCGUCGACCGUCCUCGGCAUCCGACCACAAGCCGAGCCGUCUCUGAGAGCUUUAUCCUUGGCUGAAAUUAGCAGUCGCAGCCGAGCCUUGAGCAAGCCUCCGCUCGAGCCUUCAUUGCCUCCAUUUUUAACCUCUGUCGAAGAGGAUGAUCAUUCAGUUACAUGCAUUAAAUUUAAUUCAAAAGCAGAGCAUGAUUGGUUUAUUUUCAGUCAAGAAUCAGCUUUGAGGGCAUGCUUAGGUGUUGAUAGAGCCUUUAGAGAGCGCAGUCCUGGUGUGGGCGGCUCUAGUCCUGGGGUGGACGGCAACAGUCCUGGGGUGGACGGCAACAGUCCUGGGGUGGACGGCUUGUUCCUAUCUUUCCUGGUGUGGGUUGAUAGGAUAGAGGUGUGA
Molecule: messenger RNA, 2712 nt
Organism: Striga asiatica
Lineage: Eukaryota; Viridiplantae; Streptophyta; Magnoliopsida; Lamiales; Orobanchaceae
Source: the annotation of a GenBank genome assembly